Molecule: messenger RNA, 1806 nt
Organism: Fragaria vesca subsp. vesca
Lineage: Eukaryota; Viridiplantae; Streptophyta; Magnoliopsida; Rosales; Rosaceae
Product: probable receptor-like protein kinase At1g67000-like
Exons: 3
Coding region: 1-1806 (601 amino acids)
Biological process (GO): protein phosphorylation
Molecular function (GO): protein kinase activity; polysaccharide binding; ATP binding
Source: RefSeq, a predicted model, not a curated record
AUGCAGCAAACUCUCGUUUCUUCCUUUUGCUUCAUCUUGCUGGCUUUCUCCUCCUCCAUAGUCCUUGGUAAAAAACCCAACUGUGGGAAACAUGGCCCGGUUAUCAAAUUUCCAUUCACCUUCAAAGGUAGCUACCCAGAAAAUCCUGGGUAUCCUGGGUUUCUUGUAUCCUGCAAUGAAAAGAAGGAAACCGUUCUUGAGCUUCCAAUCCCAGUUAAAUUUGCAAUCAAGACCAUAGACUAUGAGGCUCAGCGAAUCCAGCUAUAUGACCCAGAAUAUUGCUUGCUUGCCAACCUUUCGAAAGUCCACGACAUGUCAAUCUUUCCCUUCCAGUACUCAGAAUACCAAAUGACUAAUAUUACCUUAUUCAAUUGUUCUUCAGCUGAAAGAGAAUCGCCGGCCUCGUGGCUUUAUUCAGUCCCCUGCUUUGAAGAACGCCCUGGCUACCAAAUCUAUUGGGCUUCUUCUUCAAGAAGCAUUGAGUACUUGCCCCUCCUGUCUUGUACAAAGAUGCGUACUCUUUCAUCAGUACCAUACUGGUCUGAGCUUUAUUUGGAAUGGUCUGAACCAAAUUGUACACUAUGUGAAGCACAGGGAAAUAUCUGUGGAUUGAAGAACAAUGGCACCACUAGUACUGAGAUUGAAUGCCUUCCCAUGAAGAAAGGAGGUUCGGGGAAAACUUUAUUAGCUACGGGUACAUCCCUGGGUUCAUUUGUACUCGUACUACUUGCUGGUGCAGCUUUUCAUGCUUAUAGUUCUGAUAGAAAGGAGAAACAGAAUCAAUUAAAAAUUGAAAGAUUUUUAGAGGAUUACAGAGCUCUCAAACCAAGCAGAUACUCUUAUUCAGACAUCAAGAGGAUUACAGAUCAGUUCAAGGACAAAUUAGGCCAAGGGGCAUAUGGGACCGUUUAUAAGGGAGAGCUUUCUUCUGAAUGUUUUGUUGCCGUGAAAGUCCUCACUAGUACUAAAGGAGAUGGGGAAGAGUUUGUUAAUGAAGUGGGAACAAUGGGUCAUAUCCAUCAUGUCAAUGUGGUUCGCUUGGUUGGAUUCUGCGCUGAUGGGUUUAGAAGAGCUCUUGUUUAUGACUUCUUACCUAAUGGUUCACUGCAAGAUUUCAUUUCAUCAGCAGACAAUAACAAUUCUUUCCUUGGUUGGGAUAAAUUGCAAGAUAUUGCUCUAGGCAUAGCCAAAGGAAUUGAAUAUCUGCACCAGGGGUGCGAUCAACGAAUCCUCCAUUUUGAUAUCAAACCCCACAAUGUUCUGCUUGACCAUAACUUCACCCCAAAGAUUUCUGAUUUUGGUUUGGCCAAGUUAUGUUCCAAGGAUCAGAGUAUAGUGUCAAUGACUACAGCUAGGGGAACAAUGGGGUACAUUGCACCUGAAGUGUUCUCCAGGAACUUCGGGAAUGUGUCCUAUAAGUCAGAUGUGUAUAGUUAUGGAAUGGUACUGCUCGAGAUGGUAGGAGGAAGAAAGAACAUCAGUUCAACCACAGAGAACGCACCUGAAGUUUACUACCCAGAAUGGAUCUAUAAUCUACUAGAAGAAGGUGAAGACCUCCGAAUCCAUGUUGGGGAAGAAGCAGAUGCUAAAAUUGCAAAGAGACUUGCGAUUGUGGGUCUCUGGUGCAUCCAAUGGCACCCGGUUGAUCGUCCCUCUAUGAAAGGGGUGGUUCAGAUGUUGGAAGGAGGAGAAAACUUGACUAUGCCUCCAAAUCCUUUUGCCUCUCAAGGUCCUGCAGGAACAAGUGCAAGCACACCUGCCAGAAGAUUAAACCUUCAACUGGAACCAAUUGCUGAGUUAGAGUGA